Drosophila mauritiana is the source of this 2192-nucleotide messenger RNA. RefSeq names its product peroxisomal membrane protein 11C-like. Gene Ontology annotation, cellular component: peroxisomal membrane. The record is from RefSeq and is a predicted model, not a curated record. NCBI's taxonomy places the organism in Eukaryota, Metazoa, Arthropoda, Insecta, Diptera, Drosophilidae. The transcript has a single exon. Gene Ontology annotation, biological process: peroxisome fission. Bases 22 to 627 code for a protein of 201 amino acids.
AUAAGCCGGUAGCAUACAAUUAUGGCAAAGUUUAUAAAUGAGAUCGGUGAACUCCUCGAUUCCUGUAGAGCUCGAGAGGUUUUGUUGGAGGUAUUAUGCCAAAGUGCCCAAUUGGUAAUAGGAUACCAAAUCAAGCGGAGUCCAGACCUAAACAAUGUGGGCUCAGAAGACUCUGGGGAGCCACCUGUGCUUCGGUACACUGUGGACAGCGGACUGCACGACUAUGAACCGGAUCGCAUUACGGCUGUAUUGACGGUGAUGUCGAAUGCGGUGGAUCUGCUUUUCUAUCCGGUCGACACCAUUUGCUGGCUGACCAGGCACAAAGUUUUCGAUGUCAAAAAACAGGAGACCUGGCGCUAUGUGAACUCCAUACUCAGCAUGGUCUCUGCCUACCUAAACGUCGUGAGAAUAUCAAGGAUUUUCUUACAAGAUGGCUAUAAACUGAGCCACUUUGAUGUUUUGUCCCUUGCACACUUUUCGAUCGAUCUGCUUCACACUAUCUGCAGUUUGCCAAGGGGUUACCUGUGGGGCAUGAAGCAUUCAUCCCUUUACAUGGGAGUUAUUGGCACCGUUUCUGCUGGACUGGGAAUUUGCCAGAUCUUGACCAAAAGAAGGCUGCCCAAGUAGAAGGUUUUGCCAUUGAUGCCGAUUUUGGUGAAUGAAAUUUGAAGAUAGUCGUUAUCGUAUUUUUGGCACGGUGAUAUUGAUAAGACAUUUAUAUAAGCCUUUAGUUGGCAUUCUUUUUAUAAGCAGUACAAUAAAAAUAAUUUGAAAUACCUACACUUGAAUUUGUUUAUGUAUUUUUGGCUUUUCAAAUAAAGACGCAAUAGUUGUCAAAAAGGCCUAAUUAGAGGACAUUUUCAAUUCUAUAAACAUCUAUUUUUAAGAAUAUUUUAACUCGAAAUCUUUUUAGCGCUUAAAUUAUCGAUGACGAUUUUAACUUAGACUAUCGUUGAUCACCCGGUUCGCUCUUUUAUUUCAUUCCGUCCUUGUCUCCUCCUGAUCUCUUCCACACACUUCCACUAAACCGAUUCACUUGCGCCAGACCUUCGCUCUCACUUACACUAACGCAAUCUUUUGCCCGUUUGACUACAAAUUUGAGGUUGUUUACAAACAACCUGAAAUAUUGUAAGCGACGAGGAAUGGAAAAUUACCACAAAAUACAUAUACGAAGUAUAGCAAAUGGUUUUGCGUCUUUACAAACGAUUUUCAGCUGAAUGUUCGGACUGUACUUUUAGCAAUUGAAUUGUAACACACUGCAUAUACGAUAUUUGUAUUUAUUACUGUAAUCUGAUUCCCAUUUGGGUUGCUUUCAUGCGUACUGUCUUUUGCCUUCUGAGUAAGCGAUCUGCGCAUCCAACUUCCCGAAAUCCAUUUGAUAUAUACGUGUAACUUACUGAGAGAAAAUCUAUACUGGUGUGUUAAUUUUCGAUUGACCCACGUACACAGUCUCAUGAUUUCACUCGCUCUUCACUUUCAAUUGGAGGCUCGUUUUGUAUACGUGAACGGGAGAGCCGUGCGAUCUAUGGAAGUGUGCGAUUUUUGCAGGCACUCACAAAUACCACCACAUUGCUCGGCGCUCUCUCGCUCUCACUAUCCGGCUAUCGGUGUGCCUGUAUGUUUGUUAAUGUUGGUGCUUCGCCUCUAUUUACCAAUACCAUUUAACAUUUAAAUGCGCUCUGGCUCUCUGUUUAUGUUUGAACCCGGCAAAACUGCCAGCUGAAUCGGAUCAGCUGUUGAUACCAGAUCCUAAAGGAAUCGGAUCUGGGCUGAUUGGGUUAUUUGAUCAAGUUUAAAGCAAAAUUAUUAUGCAAGACUGUACUUUAGUUUACGAUGCUUCUAGAAUGUUUUCCUCACAAAGUAUACAUUUGGGUGAGGCCCCAUUCUGGUUUUUAGAGGCCCCUGUCGAGUGGCGCACAAAUAUGGCGAGGCCUCUUCAUUCCCCUCACAAUGUUCCUCGAUCUUCUCUGAGUUGAUUGUUAGUCUACAUGCAGCACCAUAUACAUACGUAUAAACAUAUAUGAUACGAUAAGCCAGCGCACGUUCUCUGUCUCUAUCGCUCCCACGAAUCGCAUUGAUUCAGUCGGGUAUAAAAGGCAGCGAGCUCUCCCAGUCAGUAUUCAGUAAGCAACAAGUGUGCAAGCCAAUAACAGCUACCAGCUGAGCAACUAACGAGUUUUUUCCAAGUGAAA